Molecule: messenger RNA, 1245 nt
Organism: Xylona heveae TC161
Lineage: Eukaryota; Fungi; Ascomycota; Xylonomycetes; Xylonales; Xylonaceae
Exons: 3
Coding region: 1-1245 (414 amino acids)
Source: RefSeq, a predicted model, not a curated record
AUGGCUUUACGUCUAAAGAGAUGCCUCUACGGGCUGGCAUUCGGCCUCAAAUUAGCAUUGGCCAUACCAUGGCAUGAGCCUGCUUUGACGACCGCGGGCGAUAUGGCUUUCAUGGGAAUAUCCCCACGGCCUACUGAGAUGCCUGGGGCCAUUCCAUAUGCGCGACUCUUUGGAAGGCAGGUCAACGUGCCCGACAAUUGGUGCGGCUUCGUCAACGGCGAUCCAGGGGAUACUUGCGAUCUCACUUGUGAAAAUGAUUAUCGCGUUCUGAAAUGCUCGGAUACCGCAGCUCCUUUUUGCGGCACUUUUAGUUGGUCAAACGGUCUUCAGGGCUUCGAUUGCGACUCCACACGGGGCACUGUCACAAGUGUAGAGUUGUUGGCGGAUUACUACUCCACAGUCGGAUCAGGGUUUUCGGCGACCUUGGCUUCAACGGAAGGACCGCUGACCAUUACUGCAUCGAGCCAGUCAUUGUCUGGCGCCUCGUCGAUGACGGCCGCUGCUACCUUCCCUGCAUCUUCGGCGACCAAUUCUGUCAACAGCGUUUCCCGCAGCGGUGUUGCAAUUGCUUCCUCGUUGACGGCCGGCGGCGCCAGUUCAACCACUGCUAGCAGCAGCCCAGCCGCAACUUUCAGCUCCAGCAGUGGAACGAAUCUAAACCACAUUUUUGGUCUUGACAACCAUCAUAGCCUCUCAGUCGGAGCCAUUGUGGGAAUCGCAGUGGGCAUAGUUGCUGUUCUUGUCACCAUUGCGGCUAUUCUCAUCUAUUGCUGCUGCAUCCGCCCCAAAAACAAGAGACAAAAAGCUGCCAUCCUCGCCGUUCAAGCACAGCAUCAACAGAAAAUGCAACAGAGUGCUUCGGUGCCGGAUCAGACGACCCAGCAACCGCCGACCUACUAUUCUGGAAAUGUUUCUCCAGCCAUCCUCAGUCCGCCGCCGCAGCCAUUCUAUCAGCCAGGACUUGCUCCGCAGACGGCUGCUCCGGCGGGAAUUCAUGCCAAUCCCCAAUAUGUACAGCCCCAGGUUGGCGUCGCCACGAGUGACCCCCAGCUCAAUCCGAAGCAUGAUUCAACUGCCAGCGAGAUUGGCGGCAAGGCGGUACAAACUACUGUUAGCCCCAUACCCAGCCCGAUUUCUCCAGUAGUCAGCCCAGUAAAUACCAAGCAGGAUGGGUUGCAUGAAAUGAGUGCAAAUAAUGCAGGGCCAAUACCAGAAAUACACGAAAUGCCUGCUGGAAAGGACUAA